This is a messenger RNA of Lutzomyia longipalpis, 2245 nucleotides long. RefSeq names its product mitogen-activated protein kinase 15 (gene Erk7). Gene Ontology annotation, molecular function: ATP binding; MAP kinase activity. Bases 323 to 2245 code for a protein of 640 amino acids. NCBI's taxonomy places the organism in Eukaryota, Metazoa, Arthropoda, Insecta, Diptera, Psychodidae. Gene Ontology annotation, biological process: intracellular signal transduction; protein phosphorylation. The transcript is spliced from 4 exons. Gene Ontology annotation, cellular component: nucleus; cytoplasm. The record is from RefSeq and is a predicted model, not a curated record.
ACUCUUAGUGCAUUUUUCCCAAUAUAACUAAAUCGAUCUAACAAAUCGUAACAACAAAACAUCGUAAAAUAAAUAAAAUACUACAAGAGGGAGUUUGUGGAAAAAUAAAUAAAUACGUGAAGCGUAUCCACUGAAAAUUAAGGAGUAUCAUUUCAAUUUCAUAUAUGAAUGGUGUUGGACCGAACAGGUAAAACUAAACUUUGUGUCAGUGCAAACGUGGAAAUUGUGUGAGGACACCUACGUGGGAAUCCGUGCAUGGUGUUGAGGAAAUUUAUGUAAAAACCGGAAAAGUUUUGAGAAUUGUGAAAAGAAGAACAAGAAAAUGUUUCCAAAGCAAAAAUCCAUCGAUAAAAACAAUAAAAUGUCGGAAAUUGACGACACAAUUGCAAAGAAUUUUGAUAUUAAAAGGAGGCUCGGGAAAGGAGCCUACGGAAUAGUUUGGAAGGCCGUAGAUAGGACAACAAUGAAGACAGUAGCUGUAAAAAAGAUCUUUGAUGCUUUUCGCAAUGUAACCGAUGCUCAGAGGACAUUCCGUGAAAUUAUGUUUCUGCGCGCCUUCCGCAGUCAUCCCAACAUUGUACAGCUCUAUAGCAUUCACCGAGCAGCAAACCACAUGGAUAUCUACCUAUCUUUCGAAUACAUGGAAAGUGAUUUGCACAAUGUCAUUAAACGCGGAAAUGUUCUUCGGGACACGCAUAAGCGGUAUAUUAUGUACCAGCUCAUAAAUGCCAUAAAGUACAUGCAUUCUGGCAAUGUGAUUCAUCGAGAUCUCAAGCCCAGCAAUAUUCUCAUCGAUAGUCAGUGCCACUGCAAAAUUGCUGAUUUCGGUCUUGCGAGAUCUGUGGCACCAGCACCACGUCGACAGAGUGAUGCUUUCAAUAAUGAGCUCAAUGGAGAUUUGAUUCUAACUGAUUAUGUUGCUACACGGUGGUACCGUGCUCCUGAAAUACUCGUGGCCAGUAAACGCUACACCAAGGGGAUUGAUAUGUGGAGCUUGGGAUGCGUUCUAGGUGAGAUGAUUCGGGGAAAGCCCCUUUUUCCCGGCUCCAGUACGAUCAAUCAAGUUGAGAGAAUUGUCUCUGCACUACCCGAAGUCACUCCGGGGGAUGUAAAUGCGGUUGGGGGAGGCUUUGGGGCGGUACUCCUUAAUUCUGAACGUGCCAAGCAUGGAAAAGAAAUAAGUAUUGAUGAUCUUCUAAAGGGAGGACCGGAUGAUGGAGUUGCUCUCACCAAGAUGCUUUUGGUGCUAGAUCCAAUGAAGAGACUCACCGCGAAAGAAGCCAUCUGCCACAAAUACGUGGAGAGAUUUCGGAAAUCAAUUGAUGAACCAGAGCUCACGAAAAACAUCCUUCCGCCGUUUAGAGAUGAUAUUCAGCUGUCUGUGAAUGAAUAUCGAUCUAAGUUGUACGAACUAAUGGCAGGAACGUCAUCAUUCACCCUCAAGAACAACAUGGUCAUGAAAGGGAAGCCAAAGAGUCGCAUCGUGAAACCAAAGGUAGAAGCUGAUGCACGGAUCGUUGCCAAAAACAAGACGGUGCAGGAUAAAAAAGAUCAAUCGAUGGUGGAGCUAAAUACGGAAAUGAAUAAAUGCCGCUUUCAUCGUAUUGAGAACAAUUCCAUCUUGGACAAGAGGCACUCACUGGAUUCACAGCACAAUGGAACCCUACUGGGAGGAAGGAAUGGAAAAGUAAAUCUUGCGCGAUCGGAUAUACCUACAAAGGUAGCUUACAUUAGCAUAGAAAAUGGGCACAGCGGUAGUGCCAUACGUCAUCGCAACACCGGAGUUCUGCCACCAUCGAAAUUCGGUGGACUCUGUCGUCACAAAAGUCUCGACGAUAGCCCAUGCCCUUCAGACGGAAGGGACAAUAGGUGGUCUCAACCCAACGGAAAUGAGGCAAUUCUGUCUCAUGAGUACUACGACACCCGCCUAAAAUCUCUAGAAGAAAAAAUAAGGAAGCAUAAGCUGGAAAUGUCUUCAAUCAUAAAUCAGAGCAAUAAGAUGAAAAUGGAGAAAAAAGACGGAGUUCCCAAAGCUAAUGGACCCUUAAAUAACUUGGCUGCAAUACGAAAUAGAAAACCAACAAAACUCGAUGGGCUUCCCGAUGCAAAACCCACCACGAACCGCGAAAGACAGAGAAAAUUGGAUUUUUCUCUCAGCGGUGGAGACUACUUUGUCCAUACACCCACAAAUACCCUAAGUAGCUGUGGACUCAUCUCACGGAGAGAUCCUUACAAAUUUCAGUGA